ACGUGCGGUCUUCCUCGCAGCCCCGCAGGAUUGAGGCAGUGCUGCAGCCCGCCGAGGGGGUGUUGGGAGGAAACCAAGGUUUGUCACAGUCACGACAGGUGAAGGUCCAGCACCGACCGCUCCGAACCGAGCUGGGAUUUUAAACAGGAAGUAAAGGACGCAGAACCACCUCUGGACCACCAGCCUGGUUCGGUUUGCAGCUUGGAACCCCACCUGAACCCCUCCUCCUCCCUGCAUCCUGCAGAUCUGAAACCUCAGAAAUCACCUGUGAUCAGACAAACAGCACACUUUAGAAGAUGGAGGGACAGGAAAAACAAGUAACAGGCUACCUGCUGUUCUCCCUGGGCACGGCGGUGAUCGGCUCGCUGCAGUUCGGUUACAACACGGGAGUCAUCAACGCUCCGGAGCAGAAACUUCGGUCUUUCUUCAAUAACACCUGGGUGGAGCGUUAUGGCGAGUCCAUCAGCCCGGGGAUUUGCACCAUCGUCUGGAGCAUCGCUGUUGCCAUCUUCAGUGUGGGAGGAAUGGUGGGCUCCUUCAGUGUGGGGGUCAUGGCCAACACGUUUGGCAGACGGCGCUCCAUGUUCUUGGUGAACUCUCUGGCAGUGAUCGGAGGCCUCCUCAUGGGCUUCUCCACCAUAUGCUCCUCUUACGAGAUGGUGAUCGCCGGUCGACUGGUCAUCGGUCUGUUCUGUGGUCUCUUCACUGGUCUAACUCCCAUGUACGUGGGCGAGGUGUCGCCAACACCGCUCCGUGGGGCUUUCGGCACGCUGCACCAGCUUGGUGUGGUGGUGGGCAUCCUGAUCGCUCAGAUCUUUGGUUUGGAGUUUCUGCUGGGCUCAGACAAGCUGUGGCCCCUGCUGCUGGCCCUUACUGUGGCCCCCGCGGUGCUGCAGUGCAUCCUGCUGCCUUUCUGUCCUGAGAGCCCCCGUUUCCUGCUGAUUAACCUGAAACAAGAGGAGCAGGCACGCAAAGCGCUGGUCCGUCUGCGAGGCACCGAAGACGUGAGCAAAGACCUGCAGGAGAUGAAGGAGGAGAGCGCCAAGAUGGCUCAGGAGAAGAAGGUGACCAUCGCUGAGCUGUUCCGCUCGGCGUCCUACAGGCAGCCCCUCCUCAUCGCCGUCAUGCUGCAGCUCUCCCAGCAGCUCUCAGGGAUCAACGCUGUGUUCUACUACUCCACGGGGAUCUUUGGCUCGGCAGGAGUGAAGCAGCCCAUCUACGCCACCAUCGGAGCCGGCAUCGUCAACACCGUCUUCACCGUCGUUUCUCUCUUCCUGGUGGAAAAGGCGGGACGGAGGACUCUCCACCUCCUGGGAUUGGGAGGAAUGGCUGUCAGCGCUCUCCUCAUGACCAUUUCUCUCCUGCUGAAGCACAUCCCAGCUAUGAGCUACGCGGCAAUCCUGGCUGUCAUGCUCUUUGUGGCUAUGUUUGAGUUGGGCCCCGGUCCAAUCCCAUGGUUCAUUGUGGCCGAGCUCUUCUCCCAGGGGCCCCGUCCUGCAGCCAUGGCUGUUGCUGGUUGCUGUAAUUGGACAGCCAACUUCCUGGUUGGAAUGAGCUUUCCCAAACUAGUGGAGUGGUGUGGUCCGUGGGUGUUCCUCAUCUUCACUGCCUUCCUCAUCAUCUUUUUCGUCUUCACGUUCUUCAAAGUCCCGGAGACGAAGGGAAAAACCUUUGAAGAGAUCGCCCGCGGCUUCGGCAGCGCUCCACCUCCCGCCGCCUCUUCCGCCGAGGAGCCUCCUGCCACCUCCAGCACCGCCGUGACGCUUCCAGCCUCACCGGAGAAGGAGAAGGUCCCGCUGGUUGAAGCGCCAGCAGCCGUUCAGGUCUCCGUGCCGGCAGCCGAAACAACUCCGCUCACAGAGAAACCCGGCGCGACCGAAGAGAAAGUAGAGCAGGUGUAGAUGAAGUUUUAUUACGUGGGAGAGAUUGUAUUUGAAGGAAGAGUCACUAAAAAACUGAGGAAACUACUUCAGCAUUGCUCACACUUUCUUUUCAAAAAGUUCUGUCUGUCUUCUAAAAAUCUUGACAUUCCUGAGGAAUCGGGUGCGUUCAAUAAAAGUGUGUGUCUGCAGUCAGACCGACACACACCUCUGGUUAAUUACCACUGAAGCUGGGUUCAGGUCCAGCUGGUAUGUUCCUUACUGCAGGAAAGGGCGGUCAACAGGAAUUCUGAUUUUCUGAAUUGUGUUACAGGUGUUUUCAUAAAUACAGCUUCUGAGUUCAGGUCCAAGUGAGUUAAAGUGGCGUGGAUCACCACGGAUACACUUUUUAAUUAACCUGUUGUCUUUUAUGUAAGGAGAGUUUUAAUGACUAGGGCAGUAGUUGUACUUUGAGGAGGUGCUUUCUGACCGCAGGUUUAAUAAGAUGUUUUCUGAGACGCGUCGCCUUUUCCUCGCAAAAUAACAGGAUUAUUACCAAAGUACGUCACCUCCCGAUGA
Messenger RNA from Nematolebias whitei (Rio pearlfish), 2438 nucleotides. It is a transcript of the gene slc2a3a, whose product is annotated as solute carrier family 2 member 3a. Lineage: Eukaryota; Metazoa; Chordata; Actinopteri; Cyprinodontiformes; Rivulidae. Gene Ontology annotation, molecular function: hexose transmembrane transporter activity. The transcript is spliced from 11 exons. Gene Ontology annotation, cellular component: apical plasma membrane; basolateral plasma membrane. Gene Ontology annotation, biological process: response to insulin; monosaccharide transmembrane transport. The record is from RefSeq and is a predicted model, not a curated record. Bases 297 to 1901 code for a protein of 534 amino acids.